Pieris napi is the source of this 2457-nucleotide messenger RNA. Its product is annotated as KIF-binding protein-like. The coding region runs from base 254 to 2047 and encodes 597 amino acids. NCBI's taxonomy places the organism in Eukaryota, Metazoa, Arthropoda, Insecta, Lepidoptera, Pieridae. The record is from RefSeq and is a predicted model, not a curated record. The transcript has 2 exons.
UUUUUUUUGUAUUUUUCACUUUUCAACACAAAAGAUUGAAUUAUUACUAUUAGACAGUGUGUGUAAACUUUAACGUUUCAGAUUUAAUAAUCAUUAUGCUGUUCAUGUUUUAAAUAUGAAUUCACUUGUAUUUUAAUUAAACUUUUGAAGUCACAAGUAACACGGUAAUAGCAGUUAAAAUCUAUUUUGAGGUAGUAAAUUUCUGUCUGCUUAUUUUAUUUAAAAACUAACUCCCCAUCAGAUCAAUAAAAAUAUGAUCGUAACAACAGACAUGACUGCGAAAGAAAUAAUCAACGAUUUUAAAGAGACCUAUGCUAAAGUGAGGAAGUUACUUGACGAUGAUGCACCUCAUGAUCCAGCUAAUGAACCAUAUUUGUCACAUUAUAAAGCAAAAGACAUCUUAAAUAAAAUGCGAGAAGCUCUUAUGAUGACAAAAGGCUCUGAAACAAAUUUGGAUACUGUAAAAAUUGAUGCUAUGCUUGGUGUUGUGCUUCUUAACAUAGGCAUUAUCGAUAUGGAAACUGAUGACGCACCAGCAAGUGAAAAAGUAUUGACCGAAGCAGAAGCUCUUCUCCUACCACAUUCAUCAAAGCCAGAAGUAGUAUCCACUUUAAUUAACAUUGAAAAUCACCUUGGCUUAUUGUGGUCAAAUCGGGACGAGCCAGAAAAAGGCAAAUCCUUUCUACUUAAAGCAAAAGAUUUUUAUGAAUCUUUUAAAUGUACAAUGCAAAUGCCUAUAUCUAUAGAACAUAUAAUACAUGUUAGUGACAGCAUAACAGGUGAUAUUAUGUUACUGGAAAAACCUUAUACUCUCACUCUUUAUUACUUAGCUCAAGUUUACGGCUCUUUAAAUGAGAAUUUAAAAUCUGCUAUUUACUGCCAUGUAACAUUACGUAGGCAGUUGCAAUAUAAUGAUUAUGAUCCAAUAGAUUGGUCCUUAAACUCUGCUACUUUAUCUCAGUUUUUUGCUGAGAGAAAUGGUUUUAUUCAAUCACGACAUCAUCUUGCUGCUGCAUCAACUAUAUUGGACCAGUAUGAGGCUAGGCUACUUGCAGAUGAAACCAAUGAUGAGGUAUUGAUGGCUAAAAAAGAACAGUUUAAUCACAGAUCAGCUGAUGUGGCAAGAUGUUGGGCAAAAUAUUGUAUUAUAUUGAUGUCUGCCUCAAAAAAUAGACUAAUGAGUGACCCUGACAAUUUAGAUGAGGCAAUUACAGAUUUAUCGAAUCUUCAAUUAGAGGACAGUGAAAACAUUUGUGGUGUAGAUGUAAAGAACCUAAUUUUUCCUGAUCUGGAUGUAUCAAAACAUGAAAACGAAAUCGGCCAUAAGUUUCUUCUCACUUACCAAGAUGCCAGAGAAGUCUUUCUCAAUUGUCAGACAUGGCUAAAUAAGGCAAAAGAGUAUUACAGAUCUGAUACUCUAGCAUCCGAUUAUAUCCAAUUGGUUCAAGAUAACUCUGAAGCAUAUUCGUUCCUAGCAUUUUUUGAAGAGGAUGACGGAAGAAGGGCUAAAAUGCAGAAGCGAAGAAUAGAUAUCAUAGAAGAUUUGCUGAAAGAAAUAAAUCCUACAUAUUAUCUACAUUAUUGUCAACAGCUGUGGCAUGAACUUGGUGUAAUAUAUUCUGAAAUUUUGGACAUUAAACUUGAUUCAGUAAAAAAAAGUGAGGGUAAACCGACACCUCACCUUUUGAAAAAAAUCAAUAUGCUUUGUGAAAAAAGCAUUGAAAACUAUGAAAGAUUUAUUGAAUCUUUUAAAGAUAAGAAUGGAAUUUUACCUUUGAGAAUGGAAGAGGAAUUUGUUAGACCGGUUGUUUGUGCAUUUGCAUAUAUUGGAAGAAAUAGUAUGAAACGCAUUGCAUUAGACAAACAGACCCAACUAAGUCAUGUGAAAAAGAGCUACGAAUCGUACCAAGCGGUUGUGGAUAUUUGUUCAAAAGAUAAAAAUUCUGCAAAAAUGAUGUCUACAGAAUACAGUUUAUGCCAAGAGAUGGUUAAGAUAUUACCAAUUAAAAUUAAGAAGCUUGAAGCUGAAAUAGUUGCACAAUCAUAAUCUAACUUUGCUCCCUUUAGAUUGCUGCACCGACAGUGUAUUAGAAAUCAGACAUGUCUCCUGUUAAAAGGGCAGUAGUUUACAUACACAUAGUCAUCUUAUUUUAAUUUUAUGCUUGCUCUUGCAUUUUAAAUAAUGAUAUACAUUAAAUUGAGUGAAAUUAUUAAUUUUUCUUAUUACAUUAUUAGAUGAGGUUUUUGAACAAUCUUUAUACAAUUAAUCUACACAUAAAAUAGCAUUGUUUGUGGCUAAAACGUAGCUUAUGAAUAUUAUUGUACGAAAUUGUAGAAAAUCAUUGUGUUUCAAACAUAAGCAGGCUGUUGCGAAGUCAUUAUAAAAUUUGUUUUGUGCUUUUAGCUAUAUAGCUUCUAUAUUAUAAUAUGUAAUAAAGAAUUAAAAUUGUUGCUAAA